GUCAAAAGUAAGAUAAUUUGUAUUUGAUCACAUUCCACACAAUAGUUUGUUACUAUUUAUUUAGUGAAAACGUUAUUACGUUACACACAUUUGUGACAGUUAGCAACUUCGUAAUUUAUGCCCAAAACAAUCGGAAAUUAUCCUUUCGGGCAUAAUUGACAAAUUCGUCGUCUGCACUUAUAAUUUUGGCUUGUCCUUUUCCCCUCGCAUGUCACAAAUGGUCAAAACUUGCUGCAUUAUACAUUGCCGCCAUUAAAGCAGACAUAUCGUCGCAAUACCUCCUCCAAUCCAUUCCCACGGCCACCGGCAGGCUUCCUCGCUGCCGCCCUUCAAUUUUUUCCCGCGCUCCCACUUAAAGCGAUUUGUGCAGAAAUAUGGGAGGAGCUCCACAAGGCGACGGCCCGUUAGGAGAAAUCCGCCGCGAAAACGACGCCGGAGCAUCUUUUGUCCUGCAAUCGAAGGGGGAGUGGUGGCACGCCGGAUUCCACCUGACGACGGCGAUUGUGGGGCCCACGAUACUCACGCUGCCGUACGCUUUCCGGGGUCUGGGCUGGGUGCUGGGAUUCAUCUGCCUGACGGCAAUGGGCGCGGUGACUUUCUACUCGUACUAUCUCAUGUCGUUGGUGCUGGACCACUGUGAGAAAGGUGGUCGCCGCCACAUACGAUUCCGGGAGCUCGCCGCCGAUGUCCUGGACAGCAAUAAACACUGGCAUCAGCGUAGGAGCUAUUUUGCUUGCAGGGCAAUGCCUCCAGGUAUCUCAAGAAAUGCGCCUCCAAGGGACUACUCUUUAGAAGCAUCAAACUCAUCGAGGCUUUUUAACGCAUUCAAUUCCAUAUCCAUUUUAGCUGCCAUUUUCGGCAAUGGUAUCCUGCCUGAAAUACAGGCAACGCUGGCUCCUCCGGCCACAGGGAAAAUGGUGAAAGGCCUAAUUAUGUGCUACGGUGUAAUUUUCGUGACCUUCUAUUCUUCUGCAGUUUCCGGGUAUUGGGUGUUUGGGAAUAAAUCUAAUUCCAACAUUCUCAAGAGCUUCAUGCCAGACGAGGGACCUUCUCUGGCUCCUGUAUGGGUUUUGGGUCUCGCCAUCAUUUUCGUCCUCCUUCAACUUUUCGCCAUUGGCUUGGUGUAUUCUCAAGUAGCUUACGAGAUCAUAGAAAAGAAAUCGGCCGAUGUGAAUCAGGGAAUUUUUUCCAAAAGAAACUUGAUCCCGAGAAUUAUUUUUCGCUCUCUCUACGUAACAUUCUGUGGGUUCGUUGCUGCUAUGCUUCCUUUUUUUGGAGACAUUAACGCUGUUGUGGGUGCCUUCGGUUUUAUUCCUCUCGAUUUUGUGCUGCCAAUGCUUCUGUACAACAUGACUUAUAAACCGACCAAAAUGUCCUUAGCUUACUGGGUUAACAACACAAUUAUAGUCGUUUUCACAUUCGUCGGGCUCAUGGGGGCAUUUUCGUCCACGAGAAAGUUGGUUCUUGAUGCGAAGGAGUUCAAACUGUUUAGCAGCAACGUUGUUGAAUGACAGUUGUUGAAUGACAGUUUGUUGAAUGACAGUUUGUUGACGCAAUGACGCAUAUGUAUAGCUGUUUGUAUGUGUGUAUGUACGUAUUUAUGUAUUGGGUGCAAUUGCAUGGCAAAUGCCACUGUUUUACAAGUUUGGAUUUGUAAUUGUACUUGUAUUUAGAAAAGUUCCGUCAUUAAGUUACGUCUUUAGAUGAAAAUAAUUUUGUUUUGUNUUUCUCAAAAUUCUGAUAUUAUUACUUGAUGA
This is a messenger RNA of Striga asiatica, 1757 nucleotides long. The record is from the annotation of a GenBank genome assembly. NCBI's taxonomy places the organism in Eukaryota, Viridiplantae, Streptophyta, Magnoliopsida, Lamiales, Orobanchaceae.